Messenger RNA from Candidozyma duobushaemuli, 1200 nucleotides. RefSeq names its product proteasome regulatory particle lid subunit (gene RPN7). Lineage: Eukaryota; Fungi; Ascomycota; Pichiomycetes; Serinales; Metschnikowiaceae. Gene Ontology annotation, molecular function: protein binding. The record is from RefSeq and is a predicted model, not a curated record. Gene Ontology annotation, biological process: proteasome-mediated ubiquitin-dependent protein catabolic process. The transcript has a single exon. The coding region runs from base 1 to 1200 and encodes 399 amino acids. Gene Ontology annotation, cellular component: proteasome regulatory particle.
AUGGCUGAAUUCGAAUCUGACGUCCCCAAAAUCCCAGACUAUACGCUUCUGGAAAAGCAAUUCCUAAUCUCCAAUGGUGCUAGUAACGCCUCCACACUUGUGGACGAGAUCCUCGCCGCUGUCAAGGAAAACAACAUGGCCCCAUACUACAAGUACUUGACGACAGAGUUGCCACAGCAUUUCAAAUUGGACAAGCUGCUCCUCGCUUCCAUGGAAUCCGUAAAUGAAGAGAAGAUCCUGGUUCUCAAGAAAGACGUUCAGGAAGCUGAGAGCGAGGAAGAGACGGAAAUCGACCUUGUGGGUAGCUACACCAAGCUCGCCGAGUAUUACACAGAAAUCAUCGACAGACAAAACGCCACCACGACAUACAACAAGUUGCUUGAUUUCACGCAAAGCACUGGCUCCAAGAUUGACAUUUUGUUGACGUUGGCACGUUUGGACUUUUUCUUCAACGACUUUGUCGCUGUGUCCAAGACGUUGAACGAAGUCGAGGCCUGGAUCGAGAAGGGCGGUGACUGGGAGCGCAGAAACAGAACGAAAACGUACAGAGGUAUUUACCAUUUGGCCACAAGGAACUUCUCCGAGGCCGCAAAGUUGUUGAUCGACUCCUUAGCAACCUUCACCUCCACUGAGUUGUGCUCGUACGACCAGAUCGCUCAGUACGCCAUCAUUGCCGGUGUCUUCUCCUUGGACAGAGUGGACUUGAAGUCCAAGAUUGUCGACUCGCCCGAGAUCUUGUCGAUCUACUCCAGCGCCAAGCACUUGGAGCCUCUCGUGAGCUUGACCAACUCCUUGUACACCUGCCAGUACAACUACUUUUUCCAGUACCUCUUGGAAACCUACGACGAGUUGUUGUUGACCAACAAGUACCUCAAGACCCACGCCAACUACUUCAUGAGAGAAAUGCGCUGCAAGGCGUACGCACAGCUAUUGGAGUCGUACAAGUCGUUAUCAUUGAAGUCUAUGGCACGCAACUUCAGCGUGAGCGAGGAAUUCUUGGACGCCGACUUGUGCAAAUUCAUCCCCAACAACAAGUUGAACUGUUACAUUGACAAAGUGAACGGUAUUAUCGAAACGAACAGACCGGACAACAAGAACAGCCAGUAUCACCAGUUGAUCAAGCAGGGCGACGGCUUGUUGACGAAGUUGCAGAAGUACGGCGCUGCUGUCAAGUUGAGCGGAGCAGAGAGAGUAGCAUAA